UCACCAACGAGGCUAUAAUCAAGGCAACCCAAAAAAAUUAGGACAUUUCUUCAUUCAAACCAAAAAGAAGGAGACAUUGCAAUGGAUAUUUUUGGAGGAGCUCCUCGUCUUUUGGGCUAUCCCCGCCCUAUAGUGGCAAAGUGCGGCACAGUUGCAACACUAAGGUGCCAAAUUGAUGGUGACCCUCGUCCUGAUGUGAUCUGGGAGCGUAAAAGUGUCCAGAUCCUGUCUGAUGGACACUACAAGCUUUCUGAGGAGGGGAAAGCUUACCUUCUAAUCAUUAAUGGGGUGACUCUGCAUGAUGCUGGCCAGUAUAUUUGCAAGGCCAAAAAUAGCAUAGGUGAAACCUAUGCCGCAGCCUCCCUGAAAGUAGAAGGAGAGGCCCAGCCACAAGACGGGGGGCAAAGGCAAUUAGCAGUCAAUGGUGUGAAGCAGCCAACAAAGGAAAAUGGUGAGCUCCAAGGACAACUGAAUGGCUUCUGUACAAUGCCAAAUGGUGAACAUAGGAGAGAAAAUGGAGAAGGGGUGAAUGGAGAGCACAGGUGGAACAGCAAGUUAAAUGAAGCUCGAGAAGAGGUUGAUCUAACUUCUGAGGACAAACCUCGAUUUCUCAUCAAGCCUCUCUCUCUGAGGGUGGAUCGGGGAGAAGAUGCUGCCUUCUCCUGCAAAAUCUGGGGUACUCCUCUUCCAGAGGUAACAUGGGAGAAAGACGGGAAGAAGUUGAAUGACAUCUUUGAGAGCGCACACUUCAGCGUGAACAAUCAAGAUGGCGGCUGGUUCCAGCUCAAGAUCUACAGGACACGCAUGCCAGACAAAGGGGUCUACACCUGCAGGGCCACCAACUGCCAUGGUGAGGCCUUGGCAGGUGCUGUCCUGCUUGUUGAGCCUGUACCGGAGCGGGGCGACAGUAAGAAGUCCUCAAAUGGUCAGGCAAGCAGCCAAUGGUCGCCAAAGCACAGGGGCGGGAGGCUCAGCUUGUCAAGGCUUACAGAGGAGCAAACUGUCAAUGCUUCUAAAGCAAAGAAGUUUGCAGUGGCAGAGGGGAAACACGCCAAGUUCCGCUGCUUUGUAACAGGGAAGCCUAAGCCAGAGAUCAUUUGGAAGAAAGAUGGGGUUCCCCUAGAGCCAGGGAGGCGUCAUUUGGUAUUUGAGGACAGAGAGGGUUACUACACACUGAAGGUUCUGUACUGUAAAGUGCAGGAUACAGGACUGUAUGUGUGUGCAGCAUCAAAUGCUCUUGGAAACACACUCAGCGCUGUUCACCUGUCUGUGAAAGGCCCAGCUGUGCGGUUCAGGUGUCCUUUAAAAGACGUAGAGGUAAGGGAGAGGGAUGUGGCUGUGUUGGAGUGCGAGGUCCCUGAUGAGUCAAUCCCAUCAGCCUGGUACCUGGAGGACCAGCGGCUGAUGCCCAGCAGUAAGUACGGCAUGGAGCAGAAAGGAACCAGACGGAGACUGACCAUCCAUGAUGUUGCGACGGACGACGAUGGAGUGUAUCUCUGUGAGAUGCCAGAUGGAGCAAAAAGCAUUGCAGAGCUGUCAGUGAAAGGUACAAUUAUUCGUAAGCUUCCCCGAAAGCUGGAGGUCCUGGAGGGUGAGAACGCCGUGUUCUGCGUGGAAGUGGAAAGCGACGAAAUGGAGAUCCACUGGUUCAAAGACGGUUUGAAACUGCACGAGACUCAUCAAACGAUCCUGAAGUCUUUCGGAAAAACUCACAUUCUGGUCUUUGUCAACGUGACCUAUCAAGACUCAGGUGUAGUGACCUUUGUCGCAGGAAGCUCCAAGACCUCUUCACGUCUCAAGGUUAAAGCCACAAGACAUAGCCCUCCUAUCUGUCCUGUCGGAGUCAAAAUGGACGAGGAUCGCCCCAACAGUGCUCUGCUUACCUGGGUGCCAGCCCCCAACAGCCAGACCUCCACCCGAUCCAUCUUUGUUGUGGAGAGACAGGAAGUUGGCUCCCAAGAGUGGCAGAAGUGUUUCACCUCAGAGACUGCGACUACAGCUGAGGUCGCUGGCGACAGCGUGCCAUGUGAAGGCGACUACCGGUUCCGUGUUUGCUGCAUCAACAAGUACGGGAGAAGUGGUCAUGUGGAGUUUCCCAAAGCUGUCCAUCUGGUUCCUGGACCCAAGAUUCACUGUAACAUGAAAGGCUGUGAAGUUGUGGAAGGAGAAGACGCCCGCUUCUCCAUUGAACUGUCUGCAACAAUGGUUGGAACCUGGUUUUUAAAUAGCGCACAACUGCAACAUGGCGGCCGAUAUUCAGUACAACAGUCCCAAACAAAGCACUCAUUGGUUAUUCAUGAAACUCACGCUGCCGAGGACACAGCAGAGAUCACAUUUAUAGCCAACGGAGUCAGAGAUUCAGCUGUACUCAGAGUGAAACCUGCAGUCAUAAAAUUCAGUCCUCUGUCAGACUUAGACAGCAAAAAAAGGGUGGACAUAGGUGAUGCUAUUGUGCUCUACUGUGAAGUCUCCCACCCCUUUGCAAAAGUAUCCUGGUUUAAAGAUGGCAAGGAGAUGGAGGUGACCGAUGGUCUUAACAUCCAAGCAGACGGGAACAUGAGGAGAAUUGUGAUCCAAUCAGCUGAUGCAUCUCACUCUGGAGUUUACUCAUGUGAAACUUCUGGAGAUGUCAUCAAAUUCAAUGUGGAUGUUGCAGGUCGACCUGUGGAGUUUACUCCCGUCCCAGAAGAGGAGCUCCAUAAGAGCAGUAUGGAGCUGGACCCUGUGGUGCUGCUCUGUCAUGUCUCUGCAGAAGAUGCAGAGGUUGUGUGGUAUAAGGAUGGCUGUGAGGUAAAGCCCAGUGACAAAAUCACUCUGCAGGCAGAGGGGACCAUGAGGAGGCUGAUCAUUCGCUCUGCAGAGACGUCAGAUGCUGGAAGCUAUACCUGCCAAGCAGGAAACAACAACAUAGAGUUCACUGUCAAUAUCAAAGAGCCUCCAGUGAUGAUUGUUGAACCUAAGGAUGAUAUUGUGAUGGAGGGCUAUGUCUCAGAGGAGAUCCACCUGCAGUGUGAGUUGUCCCGAUCCAGUGGGAAGGUGUGUUGGUUCAAGGACGGCCAGGAGGUGGAGGAAAGCAACAACGUCCAGUUGAUAUCAGAAGGUCCUUACCGGAGGCUGAGCAUUCUCUCUGGCUCAGUGGAGGAUGGUGGAGAAUAUGUUUGCGAAACUGAUGGGGACUCUGUCUUCUUCCAGCUUUCUGUCAAAGAACCACUAGUAAGAAUAAUUUCCCCCAGUGAAUCUGACUUGGAAUUGACUCAUUUGGCCCCUGAGAGGCUGGAGCUCAGCUGUGAGAUCUCCCAGGCCGAUGCCCCUGUCCGGUGGUAUAAGGACAGCCUGGAGGUAGAGGAGGGUCCUGAUUUGAUCCUGAAGGUGGAUGGGGCCCAACGUAGACUGAUCAUACCUUUCACCACUGUGGAAGAUGCAGGGGAGUACAUAUGUGACACUGAAGAUGAUUCUGUUGCCUUCCUUGUGACUAUUACAGAGUCACCAGUGACACUUACUCGUCCCCAAAACAUGCUUGACAGACUGGAGAGUUUAACCGGCAAACCAAUCGUGCUGGAGAUCAAGGUGUCCCGGCCAAGUGCCGAAGUCACAUGGUGGCUAAAUGGCAGAGAAAUACAAGAGAGCAGUAACGUCACCAUCACAGAGGACGGACUGAUCCACCGUCUGACCAUCCACUCUCCUACCCCAGAGGAUUCUGGGAAGUACACCUGUGAUGCUGUAGAUGAUAAAAUUGAUUUCCAGGUCAAAGUUUCAGAGCCUCCAGUGAAGAUCCUAAGAAAGUCAGAGAUUAAGACAAAUCUAAAAUCUCUGAUUUCUGAUGACAUUGUGCUGGAGUGUGAGCUGUCCAGAGCUAAUGUCGUAGCCAAGUGGUACAAGGAUAACUGUCGUAUUGAGGGUGAUGAAAGGUUCUGCGAAGAAGAAGAAGGUGCUUUCCGCUCGCUGGUCAUCCUAAACACUGAGAUUGGAGACUCAGGAGAGUACUUCCUGGAUGUUGGAGAUGACAGCAUCAGCUUCCAGGUUACAGUAGAAGAGCCUCCAGUGAGAAUUGUGGGUAACUCAAAUGACCCUGACUACCAAGAGAUGAUGGCAGGGGAAGACCUAAUCCUGGCAUGUGAAGUGUCCCGGGCCAAUGCCCCUGCUCAGUGGUACUUCAAUGACCGUCUGCUUUCUGAAGACUCCCGUACAUAUAUUGAGACCUACGGCACUUUGAGAAAAAUUAUCAUCUCAAAUAUCCAGCCAUCAGAUUCUGGGAAAUAUGUGUGUGAUGCCGUGGACGACAAGAUGAUCAGCAUUGUCAGGAUUCAAGAGUCUCCAGUAACAUUUGUGAACAAGCAGGAUGACAUUGUUGUGACGGGGUAUGAGGCGGAGAGCGUGACAUUGACGAGCUACGUGUCCAAAGAAAGUGCUGUUGUGCGUUGGCUGAAAGACUGGUCGCCUGUUGAAGGAGAGCGUUUCAGAGCACUCACUGAGGGUCAUGAGCGCACUCUCACUAUCGACCCUUUGAGGCGCUCUGAUGCCGGCGAGUACACUUGCGACGUGAACACUGACCAGAUCAACUUCAGCUUGCUGGUGAAAGAAAUGAGAAUCAAGUUUGUGAGUCCUCUGCGAGACACUGUGGCCCAUGCUGAUGGUAUGGUGACCCUUCGUUGUGAGGUGUGCAAGCCAAAAGCAGAUGUCCAGUGGUUAAGGAAUGGCAUAGAGGUUGUUCCAAGCAGAAGGUUCUCCAUCCGGGCAGAUGGAGUUGAGCGAAGCUUGACCAUCCACCGUUUAACCAGAGAGGAUGCUGGGGAGUACGCCUGUGAGUCCAGAGAUGAUCGGACUGUGGCAAUACUGAGAGUAGAGAUGCCAAGAGUAGUGGAGUUCCUGACAGAGCUCCACAACACCACUGUUCUUGAAGGAGAAGAUGCCACAUUUAAGUGUGUUGUUUCCCCUGAGGAUGUCCAGUUGGUCUGGCUCAUGGACAAUGAGCCUAUCACCCUGGGUGAUCGUUUCCAGGCAAACCAGAACGGUUUGUGUCAAACCUUGGUAAUCAAAAAGUGUCAGAUGUUGGACUGCUCGAAGAUUACGGCAGAGGCUGAGGGACAAAUCAGCAAAGCAAGCCUCAAAGUUAACGAGGCCCAGGUCCUGUUUACUAAGAAAAUGGAGGCUGUAAUGGCAGAAGAGUUUGGUGACGCCACCUUAGAGACAGAGAUCAGCCUUGAGACAGGAGAAGUACAGUGGAUGAGGCAAGGAGUGGUCAUCCAGCCUGGUCCAAGACACACCCUAUCACAGAAUGGCUGUAAACGCAGUUUGAGCAUCCAGAACCUGACUCUGGCCGACCGGGGGACCUAUCGCUGUGAGACCCUGCAUGACCGGGCCCAGGUCAAGCUCAAUGUGGAACCCCGUAAAAUCUCCAUCCGCAAAGGCCUAACUGAUCAGGAAACCUUUGAACGAGAGACAGCCUCCUUCGAAGUGGAGCUCUCACACACGGAUGUGGAGGGAAUUUGGCAGAAGGAUGGCAUUCGAGUGAAACCGAACAACCAGUUUCGGGUGAGCACCAAUGGAUUAGUCCAUGGCCUCACCCUGUCAAAUCUCACCCUGGAGGAUACGGGCACUAUCGCCUUCUCAGCUGAAGGGGUACGCACCACUGCAAGGCUCACUGUCAAAGAGACUCCGGUGACUAUCCUGAGACCACUUUCCGAUGUUCGUGUGGAGGAGGAAUGCUCUGCCACUUUGGAGUGUGAAUUCUCCAGACAAAUUGUUGAAGUCAAAUGGCUUAAGAAUGGGACGGAGCUGAAGCCAGGAAAGAACUGUCGGAUCUACUCCAUGGGACGAAAGCGUUUCUGUCAGAUUUUGCUGUGCUCUCUGGCUGACUCUGGCUCCUACACAUGUGACACAGGAGACGUCAACACUUCCUGUUCACUGGAGGUUUAUGAGCACAAGUUGGAGUUAGUGCACGAUCUGGAGGACCUUUACAUCCAGGAGGACCACAACGCUGUCUUCAUGUGUGAGGUUUCUCUGGAAGACGUCCCAGGAGAGUGGUACAAAGAUGGGCACAAGAUCCGGCCCACUAGCACCAUCAAGAUCCGCACUGAAGGGACCAAACACUUCCUACUCAUGUGUAAUGUCACAGCUGAGGAUGCUGGGGAAAUCCGCUUUACAGCCAAGGAUAUAGAGUCCACGGCUUACCUUGAAGUGGAAGAACUUCCUGUCACCAUUGUGAAACCCCUGCGAGAUCGAACGGCCCUGGAGAAACACAGAGUGAUCCUUGAGUGCACCGUUUCUUCGCCUCGCUGCAGCGCCACCUGGUAUAAGGGCACAGAGGAACUUGCUCCGUCGGAUCGAGUUGAGAUCCUGGCAGAUGAAUGCUCCCAUAAACUAGUCAUCUUGCAGGCGUCAGUGGAGGAUGAGGGCACCUACAGCAUCGAGGUUGGGGAGCACACAUGUAAAGCCAAACUGAUGGUGGAAGCCCAAGCUCUUGUAAUUGUCAAAGAACUAGAGGAUGAGGAGGUGACUGAGUCGGAGCCAGCAUGUUUCCAGUGCGAGGUAUCUGUCGACAUAAACAAGGCCCCCGUUUGGACUCUGAAUGGAGAGGCUCUUCAGGCAGGCCCCUUCGUUCGUGUUGAAAGCCACGGGACAGUCCACAAACUCACCCUGAAAAACACCAGCAUGGACAUGAGCGGGGUGGUCAAGUUCACCAUGGGCAAGGCCAAAAGCAGCGCCACACUCACUGUAAUGGAAAAGUAAGGGGAGAGGAAAGUAAAGCAUUGACUUUGAACGAAGAAAAGAAACUGAAGACUGCAAAAUUGUGAAUUGCUCAGAAGUCUCUGGAUGGCCUGCAUCUCUCUGUUCUGACUUGAGUUUGAAUUGAGAGUUCUUAGUGAAGUAAUGUAUUCUGAAGCAUGUUACUUCAGUGAAGUUAUUCCUUUUUUACAGUGUAGAUUGUAUUUACUUGCCUUUUAAAGAUUUAUAAUUGCCUUUACAAUAUUGUAUACAAAUAAAACCCCCACUGAAUAAAACACAAAAUAAAUAAACAGUGUUUAUUA
This is a messenger RNA of Labrus mixtus (cuckoo wrasse), 7028 nucleotides long. It is a transcript of the gene obsl1a, whose product is annotated as obscurin like cytoskeletal adaptor 1a. The transcript is spliced from 24 exons. Gene Ontology annotation, molecular function: protein binding. The record is from RefSeq and is a predicted model, not a curated record. Bases 82 to 6729 code for a protein of 2215 amino acids. Lineage: Eukaryota; Metazoa; Chordata; Actinopteri; Labriformes; Labridae.